Messenger RNA from Exophiala dermatitidis NIH/UT8656, 5018 nucleotides. Its product is annotated as heat shock protein 78, mitochondrial. Gene Ontology annotation, cellular component: cytoplasm; mitochondrial matrix. Bases 1915 to 4278 code for a protein of 787 amino acids. Gene Ontology annotation, biological process: cellular response to heat. NCBI's taxonomy places the organism in Eukaryota, Fungi, Ascomycota, Eurotiomycetes, Chaetothyriales, Herpotrichiellaceae. The transcript has a single exon. Gene Ontology annotation, molecular function: ATP binding; ATP hydrolysis activity. The record is from RefSeq and is a predicted model, not a curated record.
AGUACAAUCUUGUACGUCGUCAGGCUGACGGGACAGGGCAGAAGUUGAUGUGAGGCUUAUGAUUUGGACGUUUCAAUCAUCUUCGUCUUUCAUCUAUCGUAAGCAAAGGAGCGCGCAGUGCAGCACAGCAUCGAUUUCUCGAGCCAAAGACUUUCUGCGCAAAGCAAAGCUGCGCCCUAACUCGAUUGCCUUCCUCUAGUUGUGAAGGCUUACAACUUUUGCAUGGCCACGACAUCAGUGGACUGGACAUGGUCCUCGUCCUCCUCGAUCUUUUGCUGCAACUCAUCGAGGGAAACCUUCUCGUCCUCAACAACCAAGUUGAUCUGAAGCUUCUUGAUACCAAAGCCAACCGGCACCAACUUGUGAGCACCCCAGACAAGACCAUCCAUCUCGAUGGCCAAAACGUUCUGCACCAACUCGUCCAUAUUGGUCUCGUCAUCCCACGGCUUGACAUCGAGGGUGACAAUGGAUUUGGCGGCGGGCUUGGCCUUGCCCUCCUUCUUCUUGCGGUACUCGGCCAAUCUCUUCUCACGCUCGGCCACGACUUCUGGGUCUUCCUCCUCUGACUCGGAGCCGAACAGGUCGACAUCAUCAUCUUCGGCCUCGGGGGCAUCCUUGGGGUUCUGGGUCACGGCAACUGCCUCAGGUCCGUAGGUGGUGAAUGGCUUGGAUGGGUCGCCAGGCAGCGUGGAGAAGUCGGCUUCGUAUGACUUGAUGUGGUUGUACCAGCGGUAGGCGUGGGGGUACUUCUCAACGGCGGGGGCCUUGUCCAAAGCCUUGAAGGAGACAACAUCGGCCUGAGUUGGCUGGAAGCUGUAGACGGACUGUCAGCGACCGUGUUCAUUAAAACAAAACUUUAUGGCGCAUCAUGGUUUGCUCAACAAGAAAUCAGAGGUGCAAAUGCUUGCGAUUGGAAGUAGUCAUUUUGCGGUGUCUUAAGCCGCAUCAUCAACACGGACCAAUUUGGUCUCAUCAUAGGAGGAGUGAAGCAAAACAGGGACCACUGAGGAGGACAACAUACCCAGAGAUGUAUGAGCGAGUUCGGAGCCAGUUGUUGAGCACUAUGGCGGUGUCAGUUGGUGCCGUACGAGGAGUUGCGAUCAGGACAAGGACACCUACACGUAAGGCCGCUGUCGGAGACAAAGUCGGUGAAACCCAUCUUGACUCUGGAAAGUGUACUGAAGUCGGUGUUUUAGCGAAUUUAAACGGUUCUGAGCAGGGUUGUGGUAGGUGAAAAGGCUGGUGUUGUCCAAGUCGUUUUGCCAGCGAGGCCCAAAAGCAAAAAAAGAUGAAGAUGCAUCCCGCCGCCAAGCCUGCCCAUUUCUAUGCGACGCCCUUUCCAGACGUGAAUCACGCUGCUUUAACAGUACUCACUGUCACAUCAUGGCACAACAAAUUACAUUACAGUGUAUACAUUGUCAUUGUCCACAAGCUGGCUGGCGAGUUGACGUGCUCAUGGCUGUGAAUCCAAGUUGUAUUUGAGGCUGCUUGGUAAAGGAUUUAAAGAUGCGUAAUCGCCGUGCCUGGCUUCGAGAAGCAAUCUUUUGCUAGGGAUAUGAGUUGUACCCGGCCAUAUCACCCCCUUCAAAAAGACGGUCGCUCUCAUCGCCGGCAAGGCUGCGGAAGGACAAGGUGGCAAUUGAUUGGCCGCAAGGCUCCACCAUAAAGCGGCACUCCACCAACUUGAUCCGACCAUUCCGGAUUCGGCGACCGUCGCAUGAGAUCAUUCGACGAGUCUCGAGAGUUCCAGAAAGCGAGAGGCUGCGGAUGUCGCCCGGAUGAGCAGAUUGAUUCCAGCCAACAUAAGUUGUAACUAUCCUCCUUCUUCCGUUUCCUUGGGGCCAUCAUGCAUAUACACCUAAUAGAACACCGAUAAUACCAGUAAAACAAGCGCAGAGCGCUACAACACCCAACAUGAAUGCAGCAAAGUCGACGCUCGUUCGACGAGCCUUUUCAACACGCUCAUUUACAACCCCUGUACGACGUACCACAUUCACUCCUUUACUACAUAAUGCAGCGCGGUCUGCUGCCGUUACGAGAUCAGUGCUACCUGCCAUUUCCGCGGUACGGACAUAUGCCAGCGGAAGACCACAUCCGCCGGGUGGCACACACCGAAUGGAUAUGGGAGGAGGGGAGCAGAAACCAGCAUUGGAAGAGUACGGUGUGGAUUUGACCGCUCGAGCCAAGGCUGGCAAGCUUGAUCCUGUCAUCGGAAGAGAUGGAGAGAUACACCGGACGAUCCAGAUUCUCUCCCGAAGAACGAAGAACAACCCAGUCCUGAUAGGUUCUGCCGGUACAGGCAAAACCGCCAUCCUGGAAGGUCUUGCACAGAGAAUAGUAAGAGGCGAUGUGCCCGAGAGCAUCAAGAACAAAAGAGUCAUCUCAUUGGACCUGGGCCAACUCAUUGCCGGAGCCAAGUUCAGAGGUGACUUCGAGGAGAGACUUAAACGGGUACUGAAAGAAGUGCAAGAUGCUCAAGGUGGGGUUAUUCUUUUCAUCGAUGAAUUGCAUACCUUGCUUGGUCUUGGGAAGGCAGAAGGCUCCAUUGAUGCCAGCAACCUCCUGAAGCCGGCUCUAUCCCGGGGCGAGCUACAAUGCUGUGGUGCAACCACUCUCAACGAGUACCGCCAGAUCGAGAAGGAUGUCGCUCUUGCGCGUCGAUUCCAGCCUAUCAUAGUCGGCGAGCCAUCUGUUCAAGACACUAUUUCCAUCCUCCGAGGCAUCAAAGACAGGUAUGAGGUCCAUCACGGUGUCCGAAUCACUGAUGGAGCUCUCGUCGCCGCCGCUACUUACAGCAACCGCUACAUUACGGAUCGUUUCUUGCCAGACAAGGCCAUUGACCUGGUCGACGAGGCUGCUUCUGCCUUGCGCCUGCAACAGGAAUCGAAGCCUGACUCGAUCCAGAAACUCGACCGGGAGAUCAUGACCAUACAGAUUGAGCUCGAAUCCUUGCGCAAGGAGACCGACGUGGCGUCCAAGGAGCGUCGGCAGAAGCUCGAGGAAACGCUCAAAGAGAAGAAGAAAGAGGUGGACCGGUUGACCGAGAUCUGGAACCGCGAGAAAGCCGAGAUCGAAGCCAUCAAGAAGACCAAAGAAGACUUGGAGAAGGCCCGGCAUGAAUUGGAGCAAGCCAGACGGGAGGGCAACUUCGCCCGUGCAGGAGAACUGCAGUACGCUGUCAUCCCCAAGCUCGAAUCUCAAUUGCCAAAGGAGGGUGAGGAGGUUGCCACAACCACGAAAGACGGAGAGACGUUAAUCCACGACGCCGUCACCGCCGACGACAUUGCCAAUGUCGUCAGCCGCACCACCGGCAUCCCCGUCAACAAGCUUAUGGCGGGCGAAGUCGAGAAACUGAUCAAGAUGGAAGACAAACUUCGCGAACACGUUCGGGGCCAAGAUGAGGCGUUGGCAGCAGUAGCCAACGCCGUGCGCAUGCAGCGGGCCGGUCUCAGCGGUGAGAACCGUCCAAUGGGCAGUUUCAUGUUCCUCGGACCGACGGGUGUGGGCAAGACAGAACUAUGCAAACAGCUUGCCAACUUCCUGUUCAGCACCGAGACCGCCGUCGUGAGAUUCGACAUGUCCGAGUUCCAGGAGAAACACACGGUUUCGCGAUUGAUCGGCGCCACUGCCGGCUACGUCGGUUACGAAGACGCAGGUCAGCUGACUGAAGCCGUGCGCCGCAAGCCUUAUGCCGUUUUGCUAUUUGACGAGUUUGAAAAGGCACACCGCGACAUUUCAAGUUUGUUGCUGCAGGUUCUGGACGAGGGCUUCUUGACCGACAGCCAGGGUCACAAGGUUGAUUUCCGCAACACGCUGAUCGUGCUCACCAGCAACUUGGGCGCUGAUGUGCUGAUGGUCGGUGGCGAUUCCGAGAACGUGACUCCGGAACAAAAGAAGGCCGUCAUGGAGAUCGUCCAGGCCAGCUAUCCGCCCGAAUUCCUCAACAGAAUCGACGAGUUCAUCAUCUUCAACAAGUUGUCCAGAUCUGCUCUAAGAGACAUUGUCGACAUUCGAAUCAAGGAGCUUCAGGGAAGACUCGACGACCGCAGAAUCAAGCUCGAAAUGUCCAACGAUGUCAAGGAUUGGCUGUGCGAAAAGGGCUAUGAUCCAAAGUACGGUGCUAGACCUCUCAACCGACUCAUCCAGCAUGAGAUCGGCAGGAGGUUGGCCGACAAGAUCAUCCGCGGCGAGCUUAGGAACGGUGACAAGGCCACUGUUGUCGUGGCCGAUAACAAGGAGGCUUUGGAAUUGCAAAUCAGCAAACCUGGCUCCGAGUAAAAUUGGACACGACGACGCUCCUUUUCCCUGUCAAUCAAGCAACAUGAGCACACCACCACCGCGCCCGGAGGACACUGACUCGCUCGCCUCCCCAGGUGAGGCCGGUUGAGGUGGUUUUUACAGUCGAUGACCACCUACAACAACAAAACAGAUAAACUCCCACUCCACGAACAGUCAAGUCCUCUCCAAUGUGACGAGUCAGACUUCACAUCAGCUACCCCACAUGCCUGAGCGUGUCGAAUCUACCCAUAUCUUCAAACAAGAUGAGCAUCCUCUUCUCUUUGCCAGGUACCAUCACCGCCCCCAUCCUGGCAUUUUGUGUACGAUGUUAUGAAUGAACAAAGGAAAACCAUACAAGUGCAUAUUGUACGGUACAUACCAUCUUUGGCAUGGAUGGCAUUCACGGAGUUCUGGUCUACUAUUGGCAUCCAUUAGCAAGGGUUUUUGGGAUCAAUGCCAUAUGAAGUUAUCAGUCAAAGUGAAGAAAGAAAAGGAGAGAUGGUUUUCAGCAUUUGUGUUAUUCCGAAUGGCAUCCGAGAAUUCUGAUACCCCUCUCAAUUCAAUUCAUCCUCUUCAAACAAAUCGUUUGUCCAUACCUACUAGUAACAAAUAAUAUUCAUGUACAACAGUGUCUGCAGUAUCUCUCUUGGUCUAUGCGUUCCACUGAACACAGUCCAUUUUUCCUGCUCAUGUAAUAGCCUGUAAAGAAGGUGAUAGAAUACCAAACUAUUUCCAUCCCA